This is a messenger RNA of Nannizzia gypsea CBS 118893, 1917 nucleotides long. Its product is annotated as lysophospholipase 1. The record is from RefSeq and is a predicted model, not a curated record. The coding region runs from base 1 to 1917 and encodes 638 amino acids. Gene Ontology annotation, molecular function: A2-type glycerophospholipase activity. NCBI's taxonomy places the organism in Eukaryota, Fungi, Ascomycota, Eurotiomycetes, Onygenales, Arthrodermataceae. Gene Ontology annotation, biological process: glycerophospholipid catabolic process. The transcript has 3 exons. Gene Ontology annotation, cellular component: intracellular membrane-bounded organelle; cytosol.
AUGAGGUUCACCCCGGCAACGCUGGGAGCAUAUGUCCUCGCAAACUUGCUUCCCGUAACUGUUGGUGCGGGUAUACCAAACGCCGCUGCAGAUGUCGCUGCCAGAGCUCUGCCGGAUGCGCCGGACGGCUAUGCGCCGGCCGAAGUCGACUGCCCACCUAAAAGGCCAGCCGUUCGAUCGGCCGCGAAUUUGUCGCAGCACGAACAAGACUGGCUGAAGGAGAGGAGGAAGAAGACCACGGUCGCUAUGGCUGACUACUUCAGUCGCGUCAAGAUAGACAAUUUUGACGCCGUAUCAUACCUCGGAAACCACUCUGACGACGUGGCUAAACUACCAAAUGUUGCCAUUGCGGUAUCUGGAGGCGGAUACCGCGCACUGAUGAAUGGAGCCGGCGCUCUCCAGGCGUUUGAUAGUCGGACAGAAAAUUCAACCGCUCCUGGACAGCUUGGUGGCUUGCUGCAGUCAGCCACCUACCUGUCCGGCCUCAGUGGUGGUGGAUGGCUGGUUGGCUCUAUAUAUGUCAACAAUGACACUACCAUCACGGACUUGCAGAAGGGAGGCAAGAACUCGCUGUGGCAGUUUGGGCGGUCCAUCCUCCAAGGACCAAGCGAUGUUAGCACCGCUGACUACUACAAGGGGAUGAUCAAGGAGAUCUCUCGCAAGAAAGCGGCUGGCUUUGAGACCUCUAUCACCGAUAUCUGGGGCCGAGCAUUGUCAUUUCAACUCAUUAACGCAACCGGGGGUGGACCGGCCUAUACAUGGUCAUCCAUCGCCCAGAACCCCCAGUUUCAAACUGCCGAUGUGCCAUUCCCUCUUCUCGUUGCUGAUGGUAGAAACCCAGGCGAGAAGCUUAUUGGUGGUAACGCUACUAUCUUUGAAUUCGGCCCGUAUGAAUUUGGUACCUGGGAUCCCACUGUCUUCGGCUUCGUCCCAACACGAUAUAUUGGCUCUAAAUUCAAUGCUGGAACUCUUCCACCGAACGAAAAGUGCGUCAGAGGCCUGGACAACGCCGGUUUUAUCAUGGGCACGUCCUCAUCUCUAUUCAACCAGUUCGCUUUGCACCUGGAUAGCCAAGACCUGCCCAAGUUUGUCAAAGACACCCUCCGUGACUUCUUGACCACACUUGACGAAAACAACAAUGAUAUCGCCGACUACAAGCCCAACCCAUUCCUUGGAUAUUCCAACAACACCUCCCCUUUUGCAAAGGUUGAAUCUCUUCCUCUUGUUGAUGGCGGCGAGGAUAACCAGAAUAUCCCCUUCCAUCCUCUGAUCCAGCCAACCCGAAAUGUCGACGUUAUCUUCGCUAUUGACUCUUCCGCCGACACCGAACUGGCCUGGCCCAACGGUAAUAGUAUGAUAGCUACCUAUCAACGUAGCCUGAACACCACCGGUAUCGCCAAUGGAACAUCAUUUCCAUCCGUACCAGAUAACAACACCUUCAUCAAUUUGGGCCUGAACCUCAACCCCACUUUCUUCGGCUGUGACAGCUCAAAUACUACCUCCCCUACGCCAUUGAUCGUAUACAUCCCCAACAGCCCCUACGUUACAUAUUCAAAUGUCUCGACUUUCGACCUGAAAUAUAACAACACGCAGCGUAACGCUAUUAUCCUCAACGGGUAUAACGUCGCAACCAUGGGCAACGCCACUCGAGACUCUACCUGGCCUACGUGCGUCGGCUGUGCUAUGCUCAGCAGAUCCCUUGAGCGAACUAAAACUUCGGUUCCUGCCGCCUGCAAGAAGUGUUUUGAGAGGUACUGCUGGGACGGAAAGCUGAAUAGCACGACGCCAGAUGUUUAUGCCCCGAAAUUGUUUCUAAUGGGAGUGGACCUGACGAGCGCUGCUCAGGGGCUUUAUUCGUCUGGUAAACUGAGCCUGGUAACAGCAAUUGCCGCUUUUCUUGCAAUAAUGCUGGUGUAG